GUUCAUAUGUGUGCCAAUGACCGUUGCAGAGAAGAUCUAUAAAAUAUGGAUAUAUGGAGAUGCGUUAUGUAAAUUAGUUCCUUAUCUUCAAGGAGUAGCCAUAACAGCCAGCAUAUUAACAAUUACAAGUAUGAGUCUAGAUAGAUGUCUAGCAAUACGACAUCCGGUUAGAUACAGACACAUUAGGACAACAAAAUAUGUCCGAAUUGUCGUAGUAGUUAUAUGGAUUAUUUCCCUUUUAUUGGCUAUACCUAUGCUGUUUGUAAGGUCUACGGUAACAACCGAAAUACUACCCGGUGAUUUUGUAACGUUUUGCUCAGAAAACUGGGAGAAUAAUUUGCACCGUCAGAUUUAUGAUAUUAUUUUAUUGGUUCUGAUCUUUAUUAUUCCAAGUUCUACGCUUCUUGUGGCAUAUUUCUUGAUGGGAAAGAAGUUAUGGGUUCCAGACAGGAAAUUAAGUGCAGAAAGGCCAAUUACUCGAAGGAGUGGACAAACUAGUAGCGAACGUGAAAGAAGUAUGCGAAAUCUUACUCUAAAUCGACGGAGAUUAGCUAAAUUGUGUAUUGCUAUAGCAGUUGUAUUUAUUAUGUGUUGGACGCCAUAUUUUAUAGUCAGUACGUAUUUAGACUUCCGGUCUGACGUAAACGAUAUUGACAUACUGAGCUACACACUUUUGAUAGGCCAUAUGCACUGUGUAACAAAUCCAAUUGUAUAUUGCUUUCUCCAUAAAACAUUCCGUCAUUAUGUAUUCCGAUGUUUCUCAGGACACGUCAAAAAGAGAGCAACAGCAGGAGUAUACGAAGCGCCGUACAUGACUCUUAACAGAGGAACACCUAACAAUUCAAACAGAAAAGGUUCUAUUAAAUCAUUAAGUUCACAACGACGUGCCUCGUCCUCGACUUCAAGUACACAGGGACGCAUGGACGAGAAGGGAAAUCAAGAAAUGCCGGAGACUUUGAAGGGGAAGUUAUUAUUGAGAAACAAUUUCACUCCUCUGGAUAUAGAGAAAUAUAAUUUACCACGGAAACUUGAAAUUCCUUCCAUAAUCAAAGAAGAAUCGAAAGCCUAUUCCAGUCAGUCGAGAUCAAGAUCGGAUUUAUUCUGAGCCUUUAUGUGAUCAAGAGACAAAAA
Messenger RNA from Mytilus trossulus (common blue mussel), 1131 nucleotides. RefSeq names its product orexin receptor type 2-like. Lineage: Eukaryota; Metazoa; Mollusca; Bivalvia; Mytilida; Mytilidae. The coding region runs from base 17 to 1105 and encodes 362 amino acids. Gene Ontology annotation, cellular component: plasma membrane. Gene Ontology annotation, molecular function: peptide binding; G protein-coupled receptor activity. The record is from RefSeq and is a predicted model, not a curated record. Gene Ontology annotation, biological process: G protein-coupled receptor signaling pathway; cellular response to hormone stimulus. The transcript has 3 exons.